AUGCGCCUCACAGCUCUUGCAGUCUCAUUGGCUCUCCUAGCCGCAUCGUUGUCGCUGGCUUCGCCCACUCUUCCUCUGCACGCAAGGGAAGUGGUGACGGUAACUCGAACGGUCGCCGGGCCUGCAGCGACAUCCUACGACUGGGCCAGCGGCGCCACUCCAGACUUUCCCAUCCAUCCCUCUUGCAAUGCGACCGAACGAGCUCAGCUAGAGCGAGCCUUUGCGGAAACGAUCAAGCUAGCGCAGCACGCCAAGGAGCACAUCCUUCACUUCGGCAACAGCUCCUCGUUCUACACAAAGUACUUCGGCAACGCCCCGACCGCGGAGCCGAUCGGAUGGUUCGACAAGGUCGUCAGUGCGGACCGCGGCGGGAUGUGGUUCAGGUGUGAUAAUCCGGAUGGAAACUGUGAACAGGAAGGCUGGGGUGGUCACUGGCGUGGCGAGAAUGCGACUCUCGAGACCGUGAUCUGUCCGCUGUCAUAUUCGACUCGUUGGUCUCUCGAGGCGAUGUGCGGAAACGGCUACACAGUUGCAGGAGGAGCGACGAACGCUUACUGGGCCUCCGACAUCAUGCACCGCCUCUUUCACGUGUACAACAUCGGCGAAGGAACCAUUGAGCACUAUGCCGAUGAUUACGCGGCGUGUCUCGCAUUGGCUACCUCGAACCCCGAGGAGGCUGUACGUAACAGUGAUACGCUGCAGUACUUCGCGCUCGACGUCUACGCAUGGGAUGUCGCCCUUCCUGGAGAGGGCUGCACGGGCAAGGCGCCAGAGGAGAGUAGUUCCGCAGCAGCAACCACGUCGGCAACCUCUUUAGCUUCUUCAUCGGCGGUUGCGACAUCCAGCAGUGUGUCUGCGGAGGAUGCUAAUAUCACGGCCUCACCAACGCUGGCCGAGGUGCAGACGACAACAUCAGGCGCACCCGCCGUAAGUUAA
Coniosporium apollinis CBS 100218 is the source of this 936-nucleotide messenger RNA. RefSeq lists its product as uncharacterized. Lineage: Eukaryota; Fungi; Ascomycota; Dothideomycetes. The transcript is spliced from 2 exons. The record is from RefSeq and is a predicted model, not a curated record. Gene Ontology annotation, molecular function: zinc ion binding; metallopeptidase activity; integrin binding. Gene Ontology annotation, cellular component: cell surface; extracellular region; fungal-type cell wall. Bases 1 to 936 code for a protein of 311 amino acids.